Messenger RNA from Aspergillus tanneri, 1116 nucleotides. It is a transcript of the gene RBG1, whose product is annotated as GTP-binding protein RBG1. The coding region runs from base 1 to 1116 and encodes 371 amino acids. The record is from RefSeq and is a predicted model, not a curated record. Gene Ontology annotation, cellular component: cytoplasm. The transcript is spliced from 9 exons. Gene Ontology annotation, biological process: cytoplasmic translation. Lineage: Eukaryota; Fungi; Ascomycota; Eurotiomycetes; Eurotiales; Aspergillaceae. Gene Ontology annotation, molecular function: GTP binding; GTPase activity.
AUGUCGACCACAGUUGAGAAGAUCAAACAAAUCGAGGACGAGAUGGCUCGGACUCAGAAGAAUAAAGCGACGGCGUUUCACUUGGGACAAUUAAAGGCUAAACUGGCGAAGCUAAAAAGAGAACUCUUGUCUCCAUCUGGCGGCGGUGGAGGUGGAGGUGCGGGUUUCGAUGUUGCUCGUACUGGUGUUGCUAGUGUUGGGUUCAUUGGUUUUCCUUCAGUCGGCAAGAGUACCCUGAUGAGUAAACUGACAGGCCAGCAUUCGGAAGCUGCUGCAUAUGAGUUCACGACCUUGACGACGGUGCCUGGACAGGUGAUGUAUAAUGGCGCCAAAAUCCAGAUCCUUGAUCUUCCCGGUAUCAUUCAGGGUGCCAAAGACGGUAAGGGUCGUGGUCGGCAGGUCAUUGCGGUGGCGAAGACUUGCCAUCUUAUCUUCAUUGUGCUGGAUGUCAACAAACCGCUAGUCGACAAGAAGGUGAUCGAAACCGAACUAGAAGGCUUUGGGAUCCGAAUCAACAAGCAACCUCCCAACAUUGUCUUCAAGAAGAAAGAUAAGGGUGGUAUUGCAAUUACCAGCACGGUUCCUUUGACACAUAUUGACUAUGAUGAAGUCAAAGCUGUCUUGGGCGAGUAUAAGAUCUCUUCUGCAGAUAUUUCCAUUCGAUGCGAUGCAACGGUCGACGACAUUAUUGAUGUCCUUGAAGCCAAGAGCCGAGCCUAUAUCCCGGUUGUCUAUGCUUUGAACAAGAUUGACUCCAUCUCGAUCCAGGAAUUGGACCUUCUGUAUCGGAUACCCAACGCCUGUCCCAUCAGCUCCGAGCAUGGAUGGAAUAUCGAUGAGCUACUAGAGAUGAUGUGGGAAAAGCUCAAUCUUCGGCGGGUCUACACCAAACCCAAGGGCAAGGCUCCCGAUUACACUGCUCCUGUCGUGCUUAGGGCCAAUGCCUGCACAAUUGAAGACUUUUGCAAUUCCAUUCACCGAACAAUCAAGGAUCAAUUCAAGCAGGCCAUUGUAUACGGACGCUCUGUGAAGCACCAACCGCAGCGUGUUGGUCUCACCCACGAGCUCGCAGACGAGGAUAUUGGUUCGCAUACCCCUUCGCUCCAACUAUCCUAG